AUGUUACACUUUGAGGAUAGGGACUCACACUGGCGUAACAGGCAUAAUAUGAACAAGAAAAUAAUGACCCGUUUUGUACAGUUUGUGAAUAGGGUUUUACUUUUACAUUCUUUGAAUGCUUCCAACAUCCAAAGUUUCUCUCUUUCUAUUUCUGUCUUUUAUAAAGAUCUUUGCCCUCUUAAUCGUUGGAUAUCUGAUGUUUUAAAUCGUGGAGUCAAAGAGCUGUGUAUGAAUUUAACUGUACAACUCGAGAUUAACGCGCAUUCCUUUUUGGAAUCCCCCAACUUAGAGAAAUUGAAAUUGCGUAAUUGUUCUAUCAGAAUUCCCACCUCUCGUUGCCUUUCAUCCCUCACCGUUCUCAAGUUUUUUGGAGUCACGCUUAUUAGUGACCCUUCUAAUCGGUCGCAAAAGUUGAUCCUUAACUUCCCAGUUCUCAGAACUUACGAGGCAGAAGACUGCACCUGGGUUAAUGUUAAGAGUGUCACGUUUGAAGUUCCUCUACUUAAAGUGCUUUCAGUGAAACUUCCAAGUUGGUCAACAUUUACUUUGUCACGUACUAAAUUCAAGUUUCGUGCCUCGCGUCUUACUCAAUUCUCUUAUGGUAGUUACAUGUUACCAGGCAUGUUUACGUUAGAGUUAGAUUCAUCUGCACAUAUUGCUUCUGCUAAUAUUUCUCCGGGCAAGUUUAACGGUGAGAAUAAUGAAGAAACCGCAUUCCUUGCUUAUAAGCUUCUCGAACAGUUCCACAGCAAUAUGCAGUGUUUAAAGUUUCGGCGCUCGGAGAUUCUUGAAGUAGUGAAAGGUUCUAUUGUGGCUGGUUCUCUUAAAUUUGAAAUGUUGAGUCAUUUGGAGCUAGGGAAUGUUGCUGGAGAAAUUUUGUUGAUGUUCCUGAUGUGCACACCAUUUCUGAAGACUCUUAUUUUAGAGGUGUUAAUUCAAUUUAAGGAAGAGGUUUUGGUUCCCAAAUUGGUUCCUGCAUGUUUUGAAUCUAACCUUCAAGUGGUACAAUUUGGAAGACUUAAUGGUGAUGAGCAUGAGAUGCGUUUUGUUAAACAUGUGUUGGAAAAAGCUCUAGUGUUGGAGACAGUGAAAUACUCCGUCUCAUUAGAACUUUUGGAGGGUGAUGCUUCAAUGUCAUUUCGUGCUUAUGAUUGUUAUAUACAGUAA
Messenger RNA from Cajanus cajan (pigeon pea), 1167 nucleotides. RefSeq names its product F-box/LRR-repeat protein At5g38396. Gene Ontology annotation, molecular function: protein binding. Lineage: Eukaryota; Viridiplantae; Streptophyta; Magnoliopsida; Fabales; Fabaceae. The record is from RefSeq and is a predicted model, not a curated record.